Messenger RNA from Drosophila subpulchrella, 743 nucleotides. RefSeq names its product protein suppressor of variegation 3-7-like. The coding region runs from base 48 to 719 and encodes 223 amino acids. The transcript has 2 exons. The record is from RefSeq and is a predicted model, not a curated record. NCBI's taxonomy places the organism in Eukaryota, Metazoa, Arthropoda, Insecta, Diptera, Drosophilidae. Gene Ontology annotation, molecular function: DNA binding.
GAGCUUCUCAUUCAAAGUAAUUUAUAUUUUGGAAAAUCGAGUCCAAAAUGUCGAACCUCCAGUUAACUCAGGAAAAACUAGAUGCCCUACGCUCCGAGUACAGGCCACGCCGGCCGUGCGCCCUGCUGAAAUACCCACGACCCAAGACGAAGCCCGAGUACCAGGCGAUAUAUCCGUGGCUGCUCCCGGAUGAAACUGAUCCGCACUUUGUAUUCUGCGCGGUCUGCGAGUGCCGGCUCAGCUGCAAGAGAUCUGAUCUGGGCAAGCACGAGGGCAGCAUCAAGCACUCGGAAAAUGCCCAAAGAAAAGCGAUGCCGGUGAAAGAAAAUCAUACGGAGGCGGAGGGUUCCGCUGCCGGGGAACUACCGGCCACUAUUACGCCCAUACACACCACGCCCUCCUACGCCGCCCGCCAGCUGCAGUCCUACCAGCUGCAGCAAAUGUCGCCCAUAACGCCGCAGCGCGACUCCCUGGAACUCUUCUUCGACAGCAUAUGCGCCACCGUCAAGAGCCUACCGCCCAAACUGGCCACCGGGGGUAAAAUACGAGUAAUGCAGCUUAUCGGAGAGCUGGAACUGCGCGCCCUCGGCGAGCAGGAAGCGUCUUCUCAGUGCGCCGGACCUCAGGGUCUCGAUCUCGCCGGAAGCUCAGCAUCCGGAGCAGCCGAAGCGCCCGGCAGUGGUCAACAGAACGCCACGGUGGCCUCCACCACGAAAUAAAUCAGAUGUGAAAAAGGUUUUAAA